AUGUACAGCUUCCUACUUUCUCCUAUUGCGCUCAUUGGCAUUACUAUUGCUCUGCCGCAACCGUAUACUUCCAACACCACCAACAAUGCUAUUCGCCACAGAAGGGCCACAACAGCACAUCCUAUCAUGGGUGGGCAGAAUUUUCCAGACCCUGGCAUCAUUCGUGUAGCAGACGGCUGGCACGCCUUCUCAACAAACGCACUGUACAACGGCACACCGAUACACGUACAGAUUGCUCAUACUCCCGACUUCAUGACUUGGACGUUGCGCGCCAGCGUCGACGCUAUGCCGAAGCUGGCCCCGUGGGUGGACACUCUAAACCCUCGAGUCUGGGCUCCAGAUGUUGUACAGCUCGCUGAUGGCUCAUUCAUGAUGUACUACACCGCUGCAUACGUAAGAAACACGAAACUCCACUGCGUGAGCUUUGCGACCUCAAAGAACGUCGACGGCCCGUAUGUUGAUGCCAAGGUCGAGCCAUGGACUUGUCCAGUAGCGCAAGGCGGUGCGAUCGAUCCCUCUGGCUACCUCAAUGCGGACGGCACUCGCUGGGUUGUCUACAAGAUUGACGGCAAUGCGAUUGGACACGGCGGAUCUUGUGGAAACACUGUCAGGCCGAUCGUGCAAACCCCAAUCAUGCUGCAGCAAGUUGCAGCAGAUGGCCACAGCAAGAUCGGCAACCCUAUACAGCUCAUAAGCAACGAUUUGGACGACGGCCCUGUUGUCGAAGCGCCAGCGCUUGCGUACCUCGACGGCAAGUACGUCCUCUUUUUCUCCUCCAACUGCUUCGCCACAAGUCUAUACGACGUGAGCUACGCCAUCGCUUCAGACAUUCGUGGACCGUACCGCAAAGGAGGGCCACUGUACGUCACCGGGAAUAUGGGAAUGUAUGCCCCGGGCGGGCUGGACGUGGCUCUCAACGGCAAUCGUGCGAUCUGGCAUGGGAAUGUUGCUGGCGGCCGGGCCGCAUUUACGGGCAUCGCUUCGUUAGAUGGUAAUGUCAUCUCAAUGACUAGCGUGUCUUGA
Messenger RNA from Recurvomyces mirabilis, 1023 nucleotides. RefSeq lists its product as uncharacterized. Gene Ontology annotation, molecular function: hydrolase activity, hydrolyzing O-glycosyl compounds. The record is from RefSeq and is a predicted model, not a curated record. The coding region runs from base 1 to 1023 and encodes 340 amino acids. NCBI's taxonomy places the organism in Eukaryota, Fungi, Ascomycota, Dothideomycetes, Mycosphaerellales, Teratosphaeriaceae. Gene Ontology annotation, biological process: carbohydrate metabolic process. The transcript is spliced from 2 exons.